Pterocles gutturalis (yellow-throated sandgrouse) is the source of this 5705-nucleotide messenger RNA. It is a transcript of the gene TRIP11, whose product is annotated as thyroid hormone receptor interactor 11. NCBI's taxonomy places the organism in Eukaryota, Metazoa, Chordata, Aves, Pterocliformes, Pteroclidae. Gene Ontology annotation, cellular component: Golgi apparatus. The record is from RefSeq and is a predicted model, not a curated record. The transcript is spliced from 19 exons. Gene Ontology annotation, molecular function: small GTPase binding. Gene Ontology annotation, biological process: Golgi organization; endoplasmic reticulum to Golgi vesicle-mediated transport. The annotation marks the transcript as partial.
AUGCAGCAACAGAACUCCAUGUGUCCAAUUCUAGACUCAGAGAAAUAGAAAGUAUUAAUGCAGCACAGAAGUUUGAAAAUGAGAGACUGAAAAAAGUUUGUAGCGAUUUAGAAGAAAAGCAUGAAGCAGCAGAGCUUCAAAUAAAGCAGUUAUCUAUAGAGUACCGAAAUCAGCUUCAACAGAAAGAGGUGGAAAUCAGUCAUCUGAAAGCUAGACAGAAUGCACUACAGGAACAACUGCAGAAAGUACAGACAGCUGCUCAGUCAGCACAGUUAGGAACUGGUGUUUUGCCACCCACUGCUACAUCAGCGUCCUAUGUUCCAGUGGUCAGACAUUCCUCAGGUUUUGAAGGAGAUGACAUGGAUCUUGGAGAUAUAAUCUGGUCACAACAAGAAAUAAACAGAUUGUCCAAUGAAGUCUCUAGGCUUGAAUCUGAGGUUGACCACUGGAAGCAGACUGCACUGUCUUCCAAAGCGCAAGGGACAAAUUAUGCUGAACAAAGUGAAAUAUGCAAACUGCAAAAUAUUGUUAAGGAGCUCAAACAGAAUUUAAGUCAAGAAAUAGAUGAACAUCAACAUGAACUUUCAGUAUUGCAAGAUGCACACAGACAAAAGCUAGUAGAGUUAAGUCUUCGACACCGAGAAGAGCUGAGGGAAUACGAAGAGCGAAUUGAAGAACUUGAGAGUCAGCUACAGCAAGAUGGUGUGGGCGCUGAUGCCAUGGAUAAGAAAAAAAAUGCUCAGAGUCUGGAAGGAGGAAAAGUAAAAGAACUUCAGGUUGUAAAGGACCUAGAGGAUGAAAUAAGAAAAUUAAAUAACAAAUUGUCUUCUGCCAAAGAAGAAAACAAAAUUCUUCAGAAAGAGCGAGAAUUGGCAAAAGUAGAAAAAGUCCAUAUAAUGCAAGAAUAUGAAAAUCUUAAAUCUGAAUUUAGUACACUUCAAAGUUCUGUUGCAGAACAAGAUGCUCUCCUGAAAGAACAGGAGAAGAAGCUCCAGUCAAAGACAUCACUACCAGAAGAUGUUGUCAGACUACAGCAAGCACUGUUAGAAGCAGAAAAUGAAAUAGCAAGACUUUCAAGUUUAAAUCAGGAGGGACUUGAGAAGGAACUGACAAGUGCACAACAUAAAAAUGAGGAUAUUCUUUCUGUGUGUACUGAGGAUCAGAAUUCAGAAUUAAGUCAAUUAAGACAAGAUUUGGAAAAGAAAGAAGAUGAAUUAAAUGAAAGUAUUGCUGAAAGAGAAACAUUAAUAGCAGAGUUGGAAGAACUAGACAAACAGAAUCAGGAAGCUACUCAGCAUAUGAUUACACUGAAAGAGCAGCUGUCAAAACAACACACAGAAACUGAUAGUAUCAUCAAACAGCUGAAAUUUGACAUCGAUGUUGAAAGAAAGAAAGUAUCAAAAUUAGAAAUUGAGAAGAUGGAAACUAUUAAGGAGUUAGAUAGUCAGAAAGAAAAACUAAGCCAAUGUUCAUCUGCACUUAAUGAUUUGCAUAUAAGCAAGCAGCAUCUUCAAGAUAAUAUUAAAGAUCUUCAGGAACAAUUAAUGAAAGCCCAAGACUGUAAUUUGCAUAAUGAAAAAAAAAUUGGAGAUUUACAGCAGAGACUAAAAGAGAAAGAGGAGGAACUUUCUGUAUCCUUGAGAAAGUUAACAGAAAAAAGUAAUCAGCAAUCUAACUACACUUGUCAAGAUCUGAUGCUGAAAGAAAGAGAAGUAGAAAUUGCAAAGUUGCAGAAUGACAUUUCAGAAAAUAAACAACUAAAUGAAGACUUAAAAAAAUCUCUGUCUGAUCUCAGAACAGAAAAUGGAAAGCUGAUAGCAGCCAUUGAAGAACUAAAACAGGAGUUAAGUGAUGCCAUUUCUGAGAAAAAUAAAGUUUACUUGGAAAAAGACACUGUUGUGGAGGCUUUGAAAAUGGAAAAAAGAGAGUUAGAGAGUGAAUUAAACCAGACAGAAAAGAGGCUUUUGGAACAAGCACAUAAGUAUAAGCAAACUAUUGAGGAAUUAUCAAAUGCACGUAGUAUGGAUACCACUGCAUUGCAGCUUGAACAUGAGCGCCUAGUUAAACUCAAUCAAGAGAAAGAUUUUAAGAUUGCUGAACUUAAAAGAAGCAUUGAGCAGAUGGAAACUGAUCAGCAAGAAACAAAAGAGAUGCUGACUACUAGCUUAGGAGGACAAAAACAGUUGACAGAACUCAUAAAAGAAAAAGAGAUAUUUAUUGAAAAAUUUAAAAACCAAGCCUUACAGGUGAAGCAGGAACUUGAGGAAUACAUCAACGUUUCAAAAAAGCAGGAUGUCUUAAAACAGAACUUGGAGGAAAAAGACAGAAGCCUUGCAGUCAUGAAGGAAGAAAAUAAUCAUUUGAAAGAAGAAAUUGAACGCCUGAAGGAUCAGCAAAGUAGAUCUGUGCCUGUGGUUGAGCCUAAAACUUUAGAUAUUAUUAUUGAACUUGAAAGUGAGGUAACACAGUUAAAAGUGAUAAAGAAUAAUCUUGAAGAAGAAAUAGAAGUUCUGAGAAAAACAAUAGAAGACCAGAAUCAAACAACAGUACAACUUCAGCAGUCUUUGCAGGAGCAAAGAAAGGAAAUAGAUGAGUCUAAAUUUCAGUGUGAACAAAUGAAUGUCGCACAUGAAAGACUUUCUUUAGAGAAAGAUGAGGAAAUUAAAAAUUUGCAGAAAACAAUUGAACAAAUUAAAACUCAGUUGCACAAAGAGAGACAGAUUAUUCAGACUGAUUCCUCAGAUCUUUUACAAGAAACCAAAGUUCAGGCUCUUAAUGGAGAAAAUGGAAGUGAAAAACAUGACUUAUCUAAAGCUGAAAUUGAAAGACUGGUAAAAGGUAUCAAAGAAAGGGAGAUGGAGAUCAAGCUUCUAAAUGAAAAGAAUGUUUCUCUAAGUCAGCAAAUUGAUCAGUUAUCUAAGGAUGAAGUUGGCAAACUUACUCGGAUCAUUCAAGAGAAGGAUUUAGAAAUACAAGCUCUCAAUGCUAGAGUUUCCUCAGCCUCCUAUAGGCAAGAUGUUCUUUGUCUUCAGCAGCAGCUGCAAGCUUAUAUUAUAGAAAGAGAACAAGUGCUAGCAGUUCUAAGUGAAAAGACAAGAGAAAACAGUCAGUUAAAAACAGACUAUCGUAAUAUUAUGGAUAUGGUUGCUACUAAAGAGGCAGCUUUGUUAAGGUUACAAGAAGAGAAUCAAAAGUUAUCUAAUAGAUCUGAAAACAGCAGUCAAGACAUGUCUAGAGAAACUAUUCAGAAUUUAUCCCGUAUCAUUCGAGAAAAAGAUAUUGAAAUAGAUGCUCUAAGUCAAAAAUGCCAAACCUUAUUGACUGUCUUGCAGACAUCCAGUACAGGUACUGAUAAUGGGUCAGGAGGUGUUAAUAGCAACCAGUUUGAGAAACUUCUACAAGAACGUGACAAACUAAAACAGCAAGUAAAGAAGAUGGAAGAGUGGAAGCAACAGGUAAUAACCACAGUUCAGAACAUGCAGCAUGAGUCAGUUCAUCUCCAAGAAGAGUUACACAAGCUUGAAGCACAAAUUUCAGUUGAAAGUGAUAGUAAUUCAAAGUUGCAGGUAGAUUAUAAUGGCUUGAUCCAGAGUUACGAACAGAAUGAGAAAAAGCUGAAAAGUUUUAGUCAGGAAUUAGCACAAGUUCAACACAGCAUAGGACAGCUUCAUAACACCAAGGAUCUCCUCCUAAGUAAACUUGAUUUGGUAACACCAUCUAUGGCAACAGCUUCCACCGUUUCACAGCCCUCAGACAUUCAAUACAGUGCUCCUGAAGUACUCAGUGAUGAGUCUAAACUUUUUCAAAAGGAGUUGGAACAACUGAAAAAAAAGUUGCAAGAAAAAGAUUCAACUAUUAGAACUCUUCAAGAAAAUAAUCAACGAUUAUCUGAUUCUGUGGCUACAGCAUCAGAGAUUGAAAGAAAGAGUCAAGAAGGGGCUGAGUCAGAGAUGAGACAGAUCAAAGAAAAACAUGAUGUCUUACAGAAAUCACUUAGGGAAAAAGACAUAUUAAUUAAAUCUAAAAGUGAUCAGUUACUUUCUGUGAGUGAAAAUCUUAGUAACAAAGAAAAUGAAAAUGAGCUUUUGAAGCAAGCUGUGACUAAUCUUAAAGAAAGAAAUUUAAUUUUAGAAAUGGAUGUUCGAAAAUUGAAAGAAGAAAAUGAAAAAAUAGUUGCAGGGAGUAGGGAAAAAGAAACAGAAUUCAGAGCACUUCAGGAGACUAAUAUGCAAUUUUCAAUGAUGCUGAAAGAGAAAGAGUUUGAGUCUCACUCAAUGAGGGAAAAAGCUCUUGCUUUUGAGAAGCUGUUGAAAGAAAAAGAACAGGGCAAGACAGGAGAGUUGAAUCAACUGUUAAAUGAAGUUAAAUCAAUGCAGGAAAAGGCUGUUACUUUUCAGCAAGAGAGAGACCAGGUCAUGGUAGCACUCAAACAGAAGCAAAUGGAGAGCAGUGCGCUGCAGAGUGAGAUACAACAUUUACGUGAGAAAGAGCAGCGCUUAAAUCAGGAGCUGGAGAGGUUACGUAAUCACCUCUUAGAAAUGGAGGACUCCUACACGCGAGAAGCUUUAGCUGCAGAAGACAGAGAGGUCAAGCUAAGAAAGAAGGUUUUGGUUUUGGAAGAAAAAGUUGCGUCCUCAUCUACUGCAGUGGAGAACGCCAGUCAUCAAGCUAAUCUGCAAGUUGAAUCUUUGCAAGAGCAAUUAAACCUGGUUUCCAAGCAGAGGGAUGAAACUGUGAUGCAGCUCACCAUCUCACAGGACCAGGUGAAGCAGUAUGCAUUGUCGCUGACCAACCUGCAGAUGGUACUAGAGCAAUUCCAACAGGAAGAAAAAUCUAUGUAUUCAGCAGAACUGGAGAAACACCAGAAACAGACUGCAGAAUGGAGGAAAAAAGCAGAAAACUUAGAAGAAAAAGUUGUAUCACUGCAGGAAAGUUUAGGAGAGGCAAAUGCUGCACUGGAUGCAGCAUCAAGACUUACUGAGCAGCUUGACAUCAAAGAGGAGCAGAUUGAAGAGCUUAAGAAAGAAGGUGAGAUCAGAAGAGAGAUGUUAGAAGAUGUACAAAACAAACUAAUGAAUCUUGUGAACAGCACAGAAGGAAAAGUAGACAAGCUCCUCAUGAGAAAUCUCUUUGUUGGGCAUUUUCAUACUCCAAAAAAUAAACGUCCUGAAGUGUUAAGGUUAAUGGGAAGUAUCUUGGGAAUAAAAAAGGAAGAACUCGAUCAGUUGUUAUGUGAAGACCAAAGAGGAGUUACGAGAUGGGUGACUGGCUGGCUUGGUGGAGGAGCUGGGUCAAAGAGCGUCCCUAGUACACCUUUGAGGCCAAGUCAUCAGAACAUAUUUAACAGUUCUUUUUCAGAAUUGUUUGUGAAAUUCCUUGAAACAGAAUCUUGCCCAGGCCUCCCUCCACCUAAGCUCUCUGUUCAUGAUAUGAAACCUUUAGGAGCAGCAGGAACUGGUAAAACUAGCAGUACUCCAUCCAACAAUCAAAUGCAAGAUACUGCAGUCUUGGGAACAAGUAGAAGACCAGAUGCAAACCCAUUUUUAGCACCUCGAUCUGCAGCAGUGCCUCUCAUAACACCUGCUAGUAGUUCUGGACAUCUGCUUAUGAAACCUAUUUCUGAUGCGUUGCCUACUUUUACACCACUGCCAGUGUCCCCUGAUGCCAGUGCUGGUGCUGUACUGAAAGACCUCCUAAAACAAUAG